ACUCGGUGCGCCCUCCGCGGACCGGGCGACCCCGUGUGCAGCUAGAGCCGCGCUCCCUGCGCAGCCGACCCCGCGCCCAGCCCGGGCGGCUCGGGCCGCGGCCGCACGCAGCGCCACGCGUCGAGAGCGCAGGUCCCGGGGACCCGCCGCGGUGACAGCAUGAGCCGCACCGCCUACACAGUGGGAGCGCUGCUUCUCCUUUUGGGGACCCUGCUACCGGCUGCUGAAGGGAAAAAGAAAGGGUCCCAAGGAGCCAUCCCCCCGCCAGACAAGGCCCAGCACAACGACUCGGAACAGACUCAGACGCCCCAGCAGCCGGGCUCCAGGAACCGGGGGCGGGGCCAGGGGCGCGGCACGGCCAUGCCGGGGGAGGAGGUGCUGGAGUCCAGCCAGGAGGCCCUGCACGUGACCGAGCGCAAAUACCUGAAGCGAGACUGGUGCAAAACCCAGCCGCUCAAGCAGACCAUCCACGAGGAGGGCUGCAACAGCCGCACCAUCAUCAACCGCUUCUGCUACGGCCAGUGCAACUCCUUCUACAUCCCCAGGCACAUCCGCAAGGAGGAAGGCUCCUUUCAGUCCUGCUCUUUCUGCAAGCCCAAGAAAUUCACCACCAUGAUGGUCACACUCAACUGCCCGGAACUGCAGCCCCCUACCAAGAAGAAGAGGGUCACCCGCGUGAAGCAGUGUCGUUGCAUAUCCAUCGAUUUGGAUUAAGCGGGGCCUACCCAGCCUGUCCUAGGGAUGCAACCCCAGGCAGGCCCCGAGCCAGACCUAAAACAGCCCGAUUUUUAAUUGGCUUAAACCUAGAGGCCAGAAGAACCACCGCCUCCUGGCAGGAGCCUGCUAGUGCGUAGUUUGUGUGCAUGAGUGUGCUAGAGGGCACUUCUUAUUAUGCAAACGUAUCCACUUCCCCUGCAUGGCACAGAAGGCCUACACCACCUGGGCACACUCAAAGGGGCAGGGUUGUGGUCUGGUUCUGCCUCUGUCUUCCUGGCCCCCCGGGUGCUAGACUCUCCCUUCAGAGUGAAUGUUAAUGGAAGAGGCCACUGGGAGGGCAGGAGGCUCUUCAGUGGCCUAGACUUGGCAAAGGUAUUUCGACCUGUGCCUGCUUCUCCCUCCCUCCUCCCUUCCACAGACUGUCCCUUCUUCAGUUCUCAGUGACUAUUUUGGUCUGCUCCCCUUUCUGCCAAAGUUUCUAAAUGAACUCAUUUGAGCACAGAUAUGAAUGUUUCCCAUUUGGCAAGACCCUUUACCAGGGGGAGGUUGGCACAGGAAGGGCAGGAAGGAAGGAAGAUGCGAGAAGGGAGACGUUGACCAGUGAGCCCAGCAAAACUCAGUAGAGAGAAUAGCGUCUUGAGAGGAGAACCCCCCAGAUCCCCAAAUACAGUGAGACUUGUGCUAUGGCAAAAGGUUUUUUCCUAGUAUUUACCAGAACUCAAGUGAACAGAAGAGAAAGAGACUGUCCAAAAGUCCUUAACUUUGGUUGUCAUUGUGAUCUGCUGGAACCAACCCAAAUCCAAAUUUCAACCCUAAAAUGCCAAUGGUUCCUACUUUCAGAACAAGUGAGCUAAACUUGAGCAACCCCUCCUGCUUUGCCCCUCAGGUAGGAUGAUAGAUGUAAGUUCUCUAACUACACGCAGGGAUGGCCACGGAAUAAAAACGGCCUAGGCAGAAGGCCCCAUGAUCUUCCUUUUGCUUGGUUAUAAUCACCUCUUCCCCAGUUCAUAAUUUCUAUGUCAUGCUUCUGACAGUCACACGUCUGUGCUGUAAAGACUCUGCCUCUGCUGCGUAGGAGACCCAGCUUCAUAGGAGAGCGUUCAGGGCCUGCCAUCAAGACCCAUCAAGACCCAGCCUCGUAGGAGAGCAUUCAAGGCCUGCUCCAAUUUAGCUGGAAGUAUGUUUUGAGUCUUUUCAUUUUAGCCACUGUUAGGAAACUGAGCUGGAGAGAAGAGACAGGAAUUAAAGGGGAUUGCCCCACUGAGGAGUAGCUUGUUACCUGGGCAUGUAAUAUAAAGGAUGUGACCUCCUGUUCUUCCUUGGCCCUCUGAGGGUCAAAUGGGAAAUUGCAGUUAAUAAAUCUGAGCAUUUGGGUGUGUUCGAUAGCUGGCUGUUGCCAGGAGGGUUCGUGUAGGUAGUAACCAUCCAAUCCCUAGUAGGCACUGUCCCCUGAUUAAACUCUGGCUAAUCACGAUGCCUACUGAGGGUUUAUCUAAUGGCCAAAAUGUGGGGUGGGUGAACCUUACUGUGUUUCGCAUUUGGCUAACCUGUUUUCCUUCAGACCUGAAGCUUUAGAUUUAAACCCCAUUCCCAGACUCUUUUUGCCCCACCAGCCAAGUAAUAUGGGAAACAAACACCACAGACUUGCAUUUCAGUUGCCCAUCAAAAGGCCCCAGUGUUCAAAGCACCAUCAAGAGUCUGCUUUUAUUUUAUUUUUGUUUUGGUCCAGUGCUCUCCCAUCUAACAACUAAACAGGAACCAUACUUGGAGGCAGAAGUUAUCUUGAGCACCCAAAACGUAGGGUCUAAUUUUAAAACUCACUACUGAUGAUUCUACACGAGGUGAAUUUGAGCAAACACAUCGUCUGUGCAUUUUGUGUACAGUGUAUGCCCCAGCUCCAAAUCUUUCUAUCAUCCACAUCCUUCAACAAUAAAGCACAGAAUGGAUCUAAUUAAGCACACGAAGGCUAAGCCAAAAUUUUGAGGGUGGGGGAGAGGAAAAGAAAGGGGAAGGAGCUGAAAAUGUAAAACCACACUAGAGAGGAAAAAUGACAUUCAGAACUAGCAGACACUGAAUUUCUCUUGUUGUUUUAACUCUGCCACAAGCAUGCAAUUUUGUUAAAAAGAGAUGACUUAAGUUGGCAGCAGUAAUCUUAGUAGCUUGUACCACAGUCUUGCAUGUAAGUCGGAUUUGGCUUAAGUAAAGAGAAUUUCCUCAAAAUCAACUUCACUGAGAUAAUCAGCAGCAUAACUGCCCUAAAAAAGUACAGCACGAGCCAAAGAGGGAAACGCCUGCUUCUCUUUCUGGGCCUUUAUGAAGAGUAGCACAAGUGUGGUGUGUCCCCAAGAGUUACUGAAAGUGCCAUAUCUCUUCCAUAUUGUAUUGGAGUCACCGAUGAUGUCAUGAUAGGUUUCUGUUCAUUACUAUAGUAGAUUUUUUUUUUUAAUGACAAGACAUUUGUGAUCUCGAUCUUUCCUAUGAAGAUAAUGCCAACCACUAAAUAUGAGUUCCACGAUGUACGCUUUGUGCUUGGCAUUAAAAGAAAAACACACAUUCCUUAAGUCCGUAAGUUGUUUUUUGUUAUUGUAGUUCUUCAAAGUUAAAAAUGUAAGCGAAAAAUCCGGAGGAAAGGAUAAUUUCCACUGUGUGGAAUGUGAAUAGUUAAACAAAAAGUUAUGGUUAUUUAAUGUAAUUAUUAAUUCAAAUCCUUUGGUCACUGUGAUUUCAAACCUUUUUUUUUUUUCUCCUUUAUAUGCCUUCCUCUGAGUUGAGCAAAAACACACCGUGCAUGGUAUUGGAGGCUUUUAUCAGGUCAGAGGGAAAACACUGAACUCUUGACAAGUCUGAGUAUGCGUUACAGAGUCGAGGCCUGAGCUUUUAUUAUUUGAAUGGACUGUUCCUUAAAGGUUAAUAUUUCUGAGGCAAUAUUAAGACAGAUUUUAAAUGUUAUUUUGGAAGACUUCUGAUGUGUGUAUGUAAACAAAUAGCAGAUCGUUCACAAGUCCUUUUAAGGAGAGAAUCUCAAAUAAAAAAAAAGUGUAUGUCUAGACCAUUUAUAAAGAACCAGUUAAUGCUUAAGAGUGAGAGUAGUUCUACUGAUUUGUCAUUCUCAAGAUAUUUAAUAUCAACUGCAUUAUGUAUUAUAUCAGCUCUAAUCAUUUAAAAAUAACAGAGAAUUAUAUAGGCUUUGAUUGAGGUACUUUGCUGUGUAUAAGGUUGAGGGAAUUUGAGUCUCAUAAAAGCUAAUUUGGUUUAAAGCAACGUUUUGUGAAUCUGUAACUAGAAUUUCACCCCAAUAAUGUUCUAUAUAAUCUUUCCCAAUGAGCAAACAAUAAAUCGAAUUUCUUCUCUGCUUGUGUGUGUGUGUGUGUGUGU
Molecule: messenger RNA, 4092 nt
Organism: Talpa occidentalis (Iberian mole)
Lineage: Eukaryota; Metazoa; Chordata; Mammalia; Eulipotyphla; Talpidae
Gene: GREM1
Product: gremlin 1, DAN family BMP antagonist
Exons: 2
Coding region: 160-714 (184 amino acids)
Biological process (GO): animal organ morphogenesis
Molecular function (GO): BMP binding; receptor ligand activity
Source: RefSeq, a predicted model, not a curated record